AUGCCUCCCACGCGCUCACGACCUGCACGCGCCGCAUCAAAGGCUGCGAAGCCCUACGCUUCCAUCUCCAGCCGCGAGCCGAGCGAGGGCGGAAGCGAGGUUAGCGAAGAGAAGCCCGACCUCGACCUCGACUUUGACGAACUGGACGACGAGGACGUCAAGCCUGACCUUGACCUGGACGAGAAGCCCAAGCGCAAGACCACCAAGGGAAAGGGCAAGGGCAAGACUAAGGCUGCCGCGUCCACAGCGACGGCUGCGACUGGCGCCAAGUGGUCGGGUGACGAGGACUGGGCCCUGUUCCAGGCCAUCUUCCCCCGUGCCGCUAAGAUUGACUGGAACGCUGUCUCCGCCGGCGUCGGGAGGGAUGCCAAGGUGAGUAUAGUGUUGUCUGCCGGCCUCCUGCUGUGA
Trichosporon asahii var. asahii CBS 2479 is the source of this 408-nucleotide messenger RNA. RefSeq lists its product as uncharacterized. The transcript has a single exon. The record is from RefSeq and is a predicted model, not a curated record. The coding region runs from base 1 to 408 and encodes 135 amino acids. Lineage: Eukaryota; Fungi; Basidiomycota; Tremellomycetes; Trichosporonales; Trichosporonaceae.